AUGUCACAGCAACAUUUUACUACGCCACCGUCGAUUCUUGCUCGACAAAAAGAUGGUGAUGCGCCGAAGAAGCAAACAAGAGAAGAAUAUCGACAACAGAAGGAAUUAGAAGAACUACGAAAAGCUGGCUCAGCACCCGCCGAAGUCGACGAAGAAGGAAAAGAUAUCAAUCCUCACAUACCAAAAUAUAUGACCGAUGUGCCAUGGUAUGUUACAUAUGACCAUGAAAAACCUACACUUAAACAUCAACGUAUACAUCCAGAGAAAACCAAAACAUUCGAUACGCUCAAUGAAUGGUACGCUCGUGGUCAUGCCGAUAAAGUUGCAACGCGUUAUCGUGCAGGAGCAUGUGAAAAUUGCGGUGCCAUUACUCAUAAACGAAAGGAUUGUGUUGAACGUCCCCGUCGUUUAGGAGCACGUUUUACCGGCACCGAUUUUGCUCCUGAUGAAUAUAUUCAACCGAAUAUUAACUUAUCUUUUGACGGCAAACGUGAUCGUUGGAAUGGCAUUGAUCUUAAUUGGCAUCAACGGAAGAUACAUGAUGAACAUGAUCGGCUAGCCGAAGCAAAGAAGAUUUUGAAAGCACAAAAACUAGAUGAAGAAGCCGAAGCUGAAGAGCAAGCGGAAGCAUCAGCUACCGCAAGUAACACAGAUGAUUCUGAAUCAGUCGUGACAGUUGCAGCUAAGCCGGACGCCAGUGAGAGCAAGCCGAAGUCGAAAAAAGUCGAUUCUGACGAUGAUGACGAAGACGAAGAAUACAAAUACACAGACUCCAUGGACAUGCCUGGCCAACAUGUCGAUUCGAAACAACGUAUUAGUGUUCGUAACUUACGUAUUCGAGAAGAUACUGCGAAAUAUUUACUGAAUCUCGAUGCUAAUUCUGCUUAUUACGAUCCGAAAUCACGUUCCAUGCGUGACAAUCCAUUUGCUGGAACCAAUAAGGAUCCGUCCCAAGUACCAUAUUUAGGUGACAACUUCGUGCGUUAUUCGGGUGACGCAAAAAACUUUGCCGUAAGUCAAAUCUUCGCGUGGGAAGCAACGGAUAAAGGUGUCAGUAUUCAUACGCAAGCUGAUCCAACGAAACUCGAAUUAUUGAACAAGGAAUUUCAUGAGAAGAAAAGUCAAUUUGUUAAAACUAAUCAGCAGCAAUUAAUUGAACGUUACGGUGGUGAAGAAUAUCUAAAUAGUAUUCCACGUGAAUUAGUCGUCGAAGCACAAACUGAACAAUACGUUGAAUAUAAUCGUCUUGGCAAAGUAAUUAAAGGUGAUCAACGUGCAACGGUUAAAUCGAAAUAUGUAGAAGAUGUUUAUGAAAAUCAACACACAUCUGUUUGGGGUUCUUAUUGGCAUAAUCAUCGAUGGGGUUAUGCAUGCUGUCAUUUACUGAUGAGACAAUCUUACUGUCCAGGAACGGUUAUUGAAGAAAAGGAAAUCACCUUUGAGACCAAUAAGGUACUGGAUGAAGGUACGAGUGAUAAACCUAAGUCGUUGGUUGAAAUGCAUCGCGAAAAAUUAAACAAAGAAAAACUUCAACCGAAAUCAUCGACGGCGGCAGCUGAAGACAAGAAUUCCGUAACGAAAAAGAUAGAUAAGAAGAAAGUACAAGAAGCAGCAAAAGAAAUAGAGCGACGAGAGCGACAGGAAGAAGACAUGGCACAAACCGAUGAACGAAAACGUAAAUACAAUUCAUUGAAAUCAGAUACUAUUGAUCACAAAGAACCAACAGAAGAAGAAUUAGAAGCUUAUCGACUGAAGAAACUUCGUCAUGAUGAUCCAAUGGCACAAUUUAUGUUAAACUCUUAA
Messenger RNA from Adineta ricciae, 1803 nucleotides. Lineage: Eukaryota; Metazoa; Rotifera; Eurotatoria; Adinetida; Adinetidae. The record is from the annotation of a GenBank genome assembly.